GAUUAAAUCGGAAAAUCGGCGGAUCAGAAUCUCGUUGAUUUAAAAAGGGUAGUCGAGUUGCAAUCUUAUUUGUCGGGGGCGCCGGUUUUUCUUUGCUCUCUGCCAUUUAAUGCCAAAUUUCCAAUCUUGGAUCAGUGAAUGAGCUGUAUCACACACACACUACUGUGUGAGAGGGACAGAGAGGUUUUCAUAAAAAGCAAGAGGGAACCUUUCAUUCUCGUUUGUGGUGGAGGAAGUGAGCUUUUGAAAAUGGAGAAAGCUCUGGUAAAAGUUGCCAGUAUUAAAGCAGGCUCCUUUUGGGUUUCCAAGAAAGCCAAAGAAGAGAUCUCCAACAUCUCUCAAGACAUCUCUACUCUGUCAAACACCGUUGAAGAGAAGGCGAAAUGGAUCUUCAACAAGCUCAAAGGAAAGCCAUUGAAAUCGUUGCCAGAUCUCCUCCGAGAUUACAAUCUUCCUCGUGGCCUCUUUCCUCAGAACAUAACAUGCUACGAAUUCGAGGAGGCAAAGUCCAAGCUCAUCGUCCACAUGUCCUCCCCGUGUGAGGUGUGCUUCAAGGACUCGUCCGUUGUGAGGUACUCGACCCGUGUGAAGGCCACAUUGUCGAGAGGGAAGCUGACAGGAAUCGAGGGGAUGAAGACAAAGGUCCUGGUGUGGGUGAAGGUGAGCAGCAUCAAUGUGGAGGGCACUAAGUCUGAUAAAAUCUGCUUCAUGGCGGGAGUGAAGAAAUCGAGAUCUAAAGAUGCGUACGAGAUGCCUCGGGAUGGCCUUCGAGUCGAAGAAUUCUGAAAUGCAAGAGCUUCUCAGUUCUCACCAUAGCAGUCUGUCGAUAUAUUCUUGGAAUUCUUUGGUUAAUUUGUUUGGAAAAAUCAAUAAUUAUUGUAGUAGUAUUAUUUGUUUGUCCUCGGUUUUCAGAGUUGGAUGAUUUGGGAGUCUGGUUCUUGAAUCUUGAUUGUGAUCAAUUCAUCAAUACAAACAGAUGUUGGC
Molecule: messenger RNA, 984 nt
Organism: Salvia splendens (bonfire salvia)
Lineage: Eukaryota; Viridiplantae; Streptophyta; Magnoliopsida; Lamiales; Lamiaceae
Exons: 3
Coding region: 139-786 (215 amino acids)
Source: RefSeq, a predicted model, not a curated record